AUGAACAACCCCAAUCCCCACUACCACUACCACCAAACGGCCAACUACACGACCCCCAGCCGGAAUCCCCCUCAACCCCGCAACAGCGGUACCCCAAGUGGCCGGCAUGUCCCUCCAAACGCCACAGGUGGCAAUCCAUUAGGACCUCACAGAGUCACCCCGACCGAUCACCGGUUCCACCCCCAUAACCAUCAGAUGUCCCCACCUGGGAACGACAACCAAGGAUCCCCUCGUAGGCCCGCAACCGAUGGACGGAUGCCUCGCACCCAAGAAGGCCCCGACCUUGGCGACUAUAACGAUGGUACCGACCUCUCCGAUCUCAUGGAUACAGGACUACUCCCAGCGCUCGAGGGGGAGGGCCCAAGGGGCGCUGGAGCAUACGAGGACCCGCCCCUUCCGCCGCCGUUAGAACUAGGACAAGGUGAUGUCCCACCGUUGCAGCUUAACAUGCCCCAGCAAAGACCGGAACAGCAGGUGCCCCCGGAUCUCCAACCCCAACCGCCUGUCCAAACCACCGAAGCGGAGGUCAUGCGUCGGUUCAUGGAUAGCCCCGAUGGGAUGGCCACCAUCCUCGGAGCCCUCAUCCAGCGAGGAGGAGCAGCGUCCAAUCCCGUGGCCAUCACUAGCCGCCACAUCUAUGGGCCAGUAGUCAGAGCCCAAGUUCUAGCCCAGCCCGCCGCGUGGCGCCACCUCCACCUGCCAGCUGGUCUUGCCAGCAAUACCAACGAUGCCAUCCAAAAUCUUGACCAGUUCCUGCGAACCAUGGUUAAACACGAGCGCACUACCCUUCGAAACUUGCUGCUCAUUCAAGUUCGACCAGACCCCCGCAAACGAGCGCCGGGUCCUAUACCUCGCCUGUUCGACCUCCUGGUUCUCAUUGAGCAAGGGCUGACCCCUCGGCACGAGACACGCACACGAGAUCAGGUGGCCGAAUGGGCCACCCGACCGGUUAGGCUCCGAUUUGCUUUGUUGCGCCUGCUCGCUGUUCAUCACUACAUUAAUCGACCCCCUGGCCAAACCCUAUCCCAAUGGGAAAUAAUCGAUCGGCAUCUCGAGAUGCUCGCAGGACCGCUCAGCCCGGUGGAGCUACAAGCGCAUAUAGAGCUCAUCAUCCAAAAGGACAGCGAGUACUUUGAUGGCAUCAAACGCAUCGAGGACAUUCCACCUGCGACGUUCCAUCUUCCUACUGACGCAGAGAUAUCCCAAGAGAUCGCCAGAUUGAACCGAUCCCCAGUGGUUACCCAGGAGGCCGCACCCCCAGGCGCAUAGUGCCCAAGAGUAGUGUUUUUUGAUUACAUCCAUCUCCUUCCUUGUCCGAUCUCAUGUCGUUUACGCAACUCAGUCCGUCUUAUAUAUACAACCACAUACACGCAAGAUGAUAGAUACAUACACACAGUUAUUUUUAUUCAAUUCCACCUUGUUCCAUCCAAUGUGAAUGCCAACUUGUAUAUAGCAUGGUCACUCCGACUGCCCGAUGUCUCCACCUACAGCUCCCAACGAGCAACCAAUCCAUAUGCUAGUAAAACCAAUAUAAAACCAAUCCCACAAGGACGAUUCCGG
Messenger RNA from Puccinia graminis f. sp. tritici CRL 75-36-700-3, 1560 nucleotides. RefSeq lists its product as uncharacterized. Bases 1 to 1269 code for a protein of 422 amino acids. Lineage: Eukaryota; Fungi; Basidiomycota; Pucciniomycetes; Pucciniales; Pucciniaceae. The record is from RefSeq and is a predicted model, not a curated record. The transcript is spliced from 6 exons.